CUGCUGUGCUAUUACAAGGCUGCGGCAGAGCAACGUUUUAAUGCUUUAUACUCGAUUACGUGCAUGUUUUGUUUUUGCUUAAGUAACUGUGAGACAAGCUGUAAAGCAUCACAGGCUUUAUUUGUUUUAUUUAAACGCGCGUUUGGCCCGGCUGUGUUCGGCCCGAUACGGUACGGCCUGCAUAAGCAGAGGGACAGCCUAUAGCGCAGGCUAAUGGCUGCUGAGCUUAUUACUGCUACACACGCACUUCAAGUUUGUCCGUGAACUUUGCCACAUUUCGGAGCAAUGUCCAGCCUGUUGUUGGUGAGAAACGGAAGGAGAGCGGUUUCAGUAAUUGGCGGAGGGCGCAGAGUAACCGACGCACUUUCAGGAGUUCAUGCGGUUGCGCGGCGCUUCAUCAUAGAUAUGUCCUACUCAGCGCACUUCAUGGAUUUUAAAGGAUCCUCCAUACCGAGCACUAUGAAAAAGCUGGUCGUAACCAAGCUUAGUCCUAAUUUCAGAGAGGCUGCUUCUAUACAAACGGUUGCGGUUCCGACACCCGGAGACAAGGACUUGCUGGUGAGAAAUCGUUUUGUGGGGAUCAACGCCUCUGAUAUUAAUUACACUGCAGGCCGUUACGACCCAUCGGUGAAGCCUCCCUUCGAUGCCGGAUUCGAGGGGAUCGGUGAGGUCGUCGGCCUCGGACUCAGCGCCAGCUCCUGUUACACCGUCGGGGACACCGUGGCCUACUUCGGCAGCGGCGCGUUUGCCGAGUACACUGUGGUGCCAGCCAAGGAAACUGUGCCCGUCCCCUCCGUGAAGCCAGAGUUCCUCACCCUGCUGGUCAGCGGUGCCACAGCCUACAUCGCCUUGAAACGUCUGGGCGACCUGGCUAAAGGUGAGACCGUCCUGGUCACAGCGGCUGCAGGAGGAACGGGACAGUUCGCCGUGCAGUUUGCCAAACAGGCUGGUUGUCACGUGAUCGGGACCUGCUCAUCCAAUGAAAAAGCCGGCUUCCUUAAAUCCAUUGGUUGUGACAGGCCGAUCAACUACAGCGUCGAGGACCUGGCCAAGACGCUGAGGAAAGAGUACCCAAAAGGCAUAGAUGUGGUUUAUGAGUCAGUUGGAGGCAGCGUCAUGGAGCUUGCAGUGAAUUGUUUGGCAAAUAAAGGCCGGCUGAUUGUGAUUGGCUUCAUCUCGGGGUACCAGACUGCAUCGGGGAUCCCAGAGUUCAGAGGUGGAACACUACCAGUCAAGCUGCUCCAGAAGUCAGCCAGUAUGCGGGGUUUCUUCCUGCCCCACUUCAUCAGUGACUACAAGGAGGCUCUGGGUAGCAUGACGCAGUUGUUUGCCAAGGGGAAGCUAGUGUGUGAGGUGGACCGUGGGGAUUUGUCACAGGAGGGGAGGUUUGUAGGUUUAGAGUCGGUCUUCCGGGCUGUAGACUACAUGUAUGCUGGAAAAAACCUGGGCAAGGUCGUGGUGGAAGUGGCACCACCCUCUGUCAGUAAUAGUAAACUGUGAUUUAACUGAUUAAUUGCACUAAAGAAAUCAUACUUGAACUGAAAUGAUUGUUAUAUUAAAAAUGUAAAAUCAGAGCUUUAAUCAUUUUUAAUGGUGAUCACGCUCUUUAUUUUUGUAAUAUGAUUGAUAUGGCAUUAAAAGUAAAGCUGCAUAAUGCUUCACAAAGCAACUUUAUUUUCUGCUAUCAUGACUUUGAAAACUGUGUGCAAUAAAAAAGUGAUUGUUUUCUUGUUUA
Molecule: messenger RNA, 1735 nt
Organism: Scomber japonicus (chub mackerel)
Lineage: Eukaryota; Metazoa; Chordata; Actinopteri; Scombriformes; Scombridae
Product: prostaglandin reductase 3-like
Exons: 2
Coding region: 286-1500 (404 amino acids)
Cellular component (GO): mitochondrion
Molecular function (GO): zinc ion binding; oxidoreductase activity
Source: RefSeq, a predicted model, not a curated record